CACAUCAGGCUUUUGGUGGGAAUAUGAGUUCGCUUCCACACACAUUUAGCUUAAAAUUAACGGCAUUCAUAUGUUUUUUCUGUUACUUACUGUAAUUCCUAAGUAAGCGGCUAUGUGUCAAGUACAUAACAGUUUCAAAAGUUCAUGCGUAACAGCCCUUGAGAUUUGUUAAAAUCACCUGGCUAAUCAGGGAAAGUAAACUCUGCCUAUUGUUUGCUAGCAUGCUAACACGUUAGCCAAUAGUGUGUCUGACGCUGACUAGUAACAGUGAAUUUACUCCACUUUUCGAAGCUAAAUUUACUGUCACUGAACAGACUCUGUUUUAUUUUUUGUGUUAACCGGCUAGGGUAGCGCUUACUGCCAAGGCAAGUGCUCGGUUAGGUUAUUUUCUGUCACACUGGCUGAUUAAUCCGUCUUUUACCUGUCGAGAAAUCAACAACAUGCCGGAAAUCAAACUCAAGCACGUCGUAUCAUGCAGCACCGAGGACACUACCCACAAGGCAGACAACCUGCUGAGCUCUGACACCUACAGAAAGUGGAAAGCAGCGAGACCCGGGGAGAAACAGACGUCAGUCAUUCUGCAGUUCGAGAAGGAGGAGCAGGUGCACAGCAUUGAUAUAGGAAAUGAAGGGUCAGCCUUCAUCGAGGUGUUGGUGGGGAAUUCUUCAGCUGUCAGAGAUCAGGACUAUGAGGUUCUUUUGGUUACGUCUUCCUUCAUGUCCCCCACGGAGAGCCGUAAUGGCACGAACACAAGCCGGGUGCGUUUCUUUGGGCCCAACCAGCUGCAGAAGAGCACAGCACAGGAGAAGUGGGACAGAGUGAAAAUUGUGUGUAGCCAGCCAUACAGCAAGAACAUAGCAUACGGACUGGCCUUUGUUAAGUUUCAUUCACCGCCUGACAAAAAUGAUCCUCCUCCAACAACCUCCCCGAAACUGACAAAGCUGGGACAGUUCAGGGUGAAGGAUGAGUCUCCUUCAUCUGGGUCCAGCCUUCAGCCCGGCAGUCUCUUCUUCAGUCGGGACAAUGCAGCAAAGUCCAGCACUUCACUCAAAGUGUCUCCUCAGAGUCAGAAGUUGAGCUACGCUGCUGCUGCCCUGCAGGCUGGUGGCAGCUCCCAGUCGUCAGGCCAGGCUUCCUCCUCCAGCUCUGCCUCACCUCAGCCACCAGCAAAAAGAAAAUUUGAGUUCAGCAAAGAACGGCAGUCUGCCCCUGGCCCUCCACCCUCGAAGAAAAUGAGCCCAGCUGGUUCACCUGAGGGCAAAGCUGCGACCCCCAAACACAAGCCGAGCCCAGCCAGCACGCCAAGCCCCAGCACCGCCAAAGCUUCCCCGGCACAGAAGUCUGCUGAGAAGAAACGGGAGAGCCAACCCAAAGCCGAACCUAAGCCCAAACCACAGAAAGCUAAAUCCCAGACCGUGCAGUCGGUCCCAUUCAACCGGAUCAUGGAGGGGGUGGUGUUUGUCCUCAGCGGCUUCCAAAACCCCUUCAGAGGGGAGCUGAGGGAAAAGGCUCUGGACAUGGGAGCCAAAUACCGACCUGACUGGACACCCGACUCCACACACCUCAUCUGUGCCUUUGCUAACACCCCCAAGUACAGCCAGGUGAAAUCAGCAGGGGGCAUUAUCGUGCGCAAGGAAUGGGUGAUUGACUGUCAUAAGAGGAAACAGAAGAUCUCCCAUAAACGUUAUUUAAUGGAUGGUGCAGAGUCGAGCUCGGAGAGCGAAAUGGAAGUGGACGACGAGAGUGAAGAGGAAAUUAACGCAAAGACUCCACAGAAGCAGGAGAGACAAGUAACCCCAAGAAAGACACCCGAAAAGAGGGAUGAAGAUGAUGAGUAUGCUGGCUCCACUGAUGUGGAUGAACCAGGAGGUGAUGAUGAUGAAUCUGCCGUGGACACGGAGGACGAGCUGCAGAGGGUGGAGAACGAGAGCAGACAGAAGAAGGCGGGAGCAGGAGGGAAGGUGGUGAAAGAGGAGGAUCCAUACGGGGGGUCGACGGAUGAAAACACAGACGCCGAGGCUGAGCAGGACCAUCCCAUCCCUGAGCUUCCAGACUUCCUGAGCGGAAAGCACUUUUUCCUCUACGGCAAAUUCCCGAACAACGAGAGGCGCCUACUGCUGCGAUACAUCGUCGCCUUUAACGGAGCGAUUGAGGACUACAUGACCGAGAAGGUGCAGUUCGUGGUGACCAGUGAAGGUUGGCACGACUCCUUCGAGGAGGCGCUGAUGGAGAACAGCAACCUGAACUUCGUCAAACCGGCGUGGAUUUACGCGAUCAAUGAACGACAAAAGAUGCUGCCCUAUCAACCCUACACCGUGGUCCCCUGAACAGUACGCCGCAUGUACACACAAGGGUGUGCGCAGAUACACUCAUAAGAACACUUCAUACACUGACCAAGAAGCACUGGGGAAAGCCAUACACACAUGUUCUUUCUUUUUAAGACUCACUUCACUACAAAAGCAAUAAACCGAUGAUAGUUCAUUAAUGCCUUUACACUGAUUUUAUACUUGCUAUUCAUGAUGUUUUUCACCGCAGACGUUCUCACCUUUUGGCCAAGCUGGUAAAAAAAUAUCUUUGUGAAUGAUGUCUGUCGAGGUUAAUGUUAGCGGUAGGGUUAGACCUAUUAUUAGCCCUUUGUUUGAAGUUUAUUAGUUCUCGCUUGGCCAGAAAGUUACAUCUUCAUCGUCGGUGGGCCGCUCAGUCACUUUGGCUUCAGGAGCUAAGCGGACUCUCUCUGAUUCAGGACUUGUUUGAAUCUCUCGGCUCCUGCCGCAGUUCGCUGCCGCUCACCUCGGCUACCUCAGGCUCUGUCUGGAAAUGAGUUAUCACCCUGUCCUUACUGCCAGCGGCACCGAUGAGACUCUGACUUUUACAAGACCAGCCCAAAGUCAGGUGAAGAGCGCCCGUUAUUCAAGGCUGCAGCCACCAAAUGCAAAAACCCGGACUCCUCAGUUCUUGACGUGAAAAUGAAAACUGGAGGGCUGAGUUUGUUUUUCUCCUUUUUUAUACUCUGAAAUACCAGGAGAGGUUAAGCGAUGGAUUUCUGUGUUUUGUUAAAGUUUGUGAUUUGGUUUUAUUCAUGUUGGGGAUUUAAUAUUAGAAGAGAAGGGCUGGCUCGACGGAUGCGAGGACUUCAAAUGGGCUUCGGUGCUUUGCGUCGCCGAAGAUUUCCAAAAUGCUUCCUCAGACACGAGACGACGUGGGGCUUACUGUCAGAAAGCAGCUCGUCAAGUCUCUGUCUUAAUGCUUCUCUUCCUUAUAGUCCUUAAUUAUUUUUUUUCUAAAUAAAAAAUAGAUUUCUAAUUAAAGUUAUUGUUUUUUCUGUUUCUUCACCAAGCUGUCUUUGCACUCAGCUGCCCCUCGCUAUGCUUUCCCUCCUUGCGUUUGCGCUCUCUUCCUUUUCAUUCCUUCCCUCAUCUCGAGCCCUCUCUCCUCCUUAAUUUACUUCUCGUCCUGCCUUUCGCCCAGGAGCCACCGGGUCUCCUGCUCUCCA
This is a messenger RNA of Chelmon rostratus (copperband butterflyfish), 3493 nucleotides long. RefSeq names its product X-ray repair complementing defective repair in Chinese hamster cells 1 (gene xrcc1). Gene Ontology annotation, cellular component: nucleus. The transcript is spliced from 17 exons. The record is from RefSeq and is a predicted model, not a curated record. The coding region runs from base 441 to 2327 and encodes 628 amino acids. Gene Ontology annotation, biological process: single strand break repair; double-strand break repair via nonhomologous end joining; base-excision repair. Lineage: Eukaryota; Metazoa; Chordata; Actinopteri; Chaetodontiformes; Chaetodontidae. Gene Ontology annotation, molecular function: damaged DNA binding.